Globicephala melas (long-finned pilot whale) is the source of this 1461-nucleotide messenger RNA. RefSeq names its product protocadherin gamma-B1-like. Lineage: Eukaryota; Metazoa; Chordata; Mammalia; Artiodactyla; Delphinidae. Gene Ontology annotation, molecular function: calcium ion binding. Gene Ontology annotation, biological process: homophilic cell-cell adhesion. The record is from RefSeq and is a predicted model, not a curated record. Gene Ontology annotation, cellular component: plasma membrane.
AUGAGAAGUCAGGUACUGCUUCUCUUCCUGCUGUCUUUGUUGUGGAGGGCAAUCUCCCAGGAGAUCCAGUACUCGAUUUCAGAGGAGCUGGCCAAGGGCUCAAGGGUGGGGAACCUGGCCAAGAAUCUGAGGCUCAGUGUCCAGGAGUUGCCAGCUCGAAAACUGCAGAUUAGUGCAGAGGAGUUUUUCAUUGUGAGUGCAGAGGUGACAUUAAUGCCCUUCUCUAGCCAGAUUCCCGAGGGCUCAGACCUUGGAACCAUAAUAGCCCUCAUUGAAGUCCGAGACCAGGCUGGGCAAAAUGAUAUGGUGACAUGCUAUAUUCAGGAAGGAGUUCCCUUCAAAUUAGAAUUCACCUCCAAGAAUUUUUACAAGCUAGUGAUUGACGGUGCCCUAGACCGAGAGCAGAGGGCAGAGUACAAUGUUACCAUCACAGCCACCGACAAGGGCAAGCCGCCCCUCUCCUACAGUACAAGCAUCACCCUACACAUCCGCGAUGUCAACGACAACGCUCCAGUUUUCCACCAGGCCUCCUACGUGGUCCACGUGGCAGAAAACAACCCGCCUGGAGCCUCCAUCGCCCAAGUUAGCGCUUCAGAUCCAGACUUGGGGCCCAACGGCCACGUCUCCUACUCCAUCCUGGCCAGCGACCUGGAGCCGCGCGCGCUGUCGUCCUACGUGUCCGUGAGCGCACAGAGCGACGUGGUGUUCGCGCAGCGCGCCUUCGACCACGAGCAGCUGCGCGCCUUCGAGCUGACGCUGCAGGCCCGCGACCACGGCUCGCCCGCACUCAGCGCCAACGUGAGCCUGCGCGUGCUGGUGGGCGACCGCAACGACAACGCGCCCAGGGUGCUGUACCCGGCGCUGGGGCCCGACGGUUCGGCGCUCUUCGACACGGUGCCGCGCGCCGCGCAGCCCGGCUACCUGGUCACCAAGGUGGUGGCGGUGGACGCCGACUCUGGACACAACGCCUGGCUGUCCUACCACGUGCUGCAGGCCAGCGAGCCCGGACUCUUCAGCGUGGGGCUGCGCACGGGCGAGGUGCGCACGGCGCGGGCCCUGGGCGACAGGGACGCGGCCCGCCAGCGCCUGCUGGUUGCUGUGCGCGACGGGGGACAGCCACCCCUCUCGGCCACCGCCACGCUGCUCCUGGUUUUCGCGGACAGCCUGCAGGAGGCGCUGCCGGACCUCAGUGACCACUCUGAGCCCACUGACCCCCAAGCUGAGCUGCAGUUUUACCUGGUGGUGACCUUGGCCUUGAUCUCGGUGCUCUUCCUCCUGGCAGUGAUUCUGGCGGUCGCCCUACACCUUCGACGCUCCUCCAGCCCCGCUGCCUGGAGCUGCUUUAAGCCUGGUCUGAGUUCCAAGUCUGUGGAGGGUUCCCCCAACUACAGUGAGGGAACAUUGCUCUAUUCCUACAAUCUGUGUGUUGCCUCGCAUUCAAUUGUGCGAUUUAAACUGUGA